Molecule: messenger RNA, 4840 nt
Organism: Doryrhamphus excisus (bluestripe pipefish)
Lineage: Eukaryota; Metazoa; Chordata; Actinopteri; Syngnathiformes; Syngnathidae
Gene: spag9a
Product: sperm associated antigen 9a
Biological process (GO): vesicle-mediated transport
Cellular component (GO): cytoplasm
Molecular function (GO): kinesin binding; MAP kinase scaffold activity; signaling receptor complex adaptor activity
Source: RefSeq, a predicted model, not a curated record
CCCUGAAGGCAUCAUGGAACAACAGGGAAAAAAAAGAGGAAGCGCUCCACGUCGUCUCCUCCUGCAUCUUAGCGGUCCGGUCCGGUCCGGUCGCGUAAUGGUCUCGGUGUGUCCACUCAUUCCGAAAAGCGGAUAACAGUGUCCAUAGUGGCGGGGAAACGGGACUAGGAACAUCGUUUUUACACGGAAAGGACAAACAAUGGAGCUGGAAGACGGAGUAGUGUACCAGGACGACCCGGGGACAUCAGCGAUGAUGUCUGAGCGGGUGUCGGGCCUGGCUAACUCCAUUUACCGCGAGUUCGAACGGCUUAUCGGCAAGUACGACGAGGACGUGGUGAAGGAGCUCAUGCCGCUGGUGGUGGCCGUCUUGGAAAACCUGGACUCGGUGUUCGCGGAGAACCAGGAGCACGAAGUGGAGCUGGAGCUCCUUAAGGAGGACAACGAGCAGCUCAUCACCCAGUACGAGCGGGAGAAAGCACUACGGAAGCACGCAGAGGAGAAGUUCAUUGAGUUUGAGGACACUCAUGAACAAGACAAGAAGGACCUGCAGAACCAUGUGGACAGAAUGGAGUCCCACUCCAGGCAGCUGGAACUCAAGAUCAAGAACUACGCUGACCAGAUCGGCAGGUUAGAAGAGCGCGAGAUGGACCUGAAGAAGGAAUACAACUCCCUCCAUCAGCGCCACACAGAGAUGAUCCAUAAUUAUAUGGAGCACGUGGAGCGCAUCAAAAUGCAGCAGGCGAGUGAGACGUCUGAGCCGAGCAACGUCGCCCGAGUACGGCGAGACCGCCCUCUUUCAUUGGGCAUCUUUCCAACAUCCGCCGGGGCGUCUCUACUGGUUCCAGACACCCAGACCCGUGCGGAGACGCCAAGCACAGAAGGCUGGAGGUUCAACGACACAACACAACCUCGCUCCAACUCAAGCCUCCAGCAGGACUUUGCCUACCCCCCAAAGGAAAGGGAGGGUAAGAGUGUGCAGGACUCUACUUGGGGGAGUUCACUGGCUGACGACUGCAAGGAUGAGAUGUCUGACUUCACCGGCUCUCAGUCGGCCACUCCGAUGUCCACGACAGCUUCGGAUGUGGAGCGGGAGGACGGCACCAGUAAGAGCACGGAGGUGCAAGCUGCUCCAGGGACCAGGUCCAUAUCCGUUGGUCUACCUGAUAACGAGGACAGCUCAGACGUGCAGGACAUCAUCGAGUCCACCCCUGAGCUGGACAUGGAUCUGACUGGCUACAAGGGAUGCAGCACCCCCACCAAAGGCAUUGAGAACAUGGCGUUUGACCGCAACACAGACUCUCUGUUUGCGGAGCUGUCUUCUGCAGGGACAGGUCUCAUCGGGGACGUGGACGAAGGUGCCGACCUGCUGGACCUUAGUUUGAUUGGUAUGGGCCGGGAAGUGGAAAAUCUCAUUCAGGAGAACUCGCAACUGCUUGAGACAAAGAAUGCCCUGAACGUGGUGAAUAAAGACUUGAUACUGAAAGUGGAUGAGCUGACCUGUGAGAAGGAGAUGCUGCAGGGAGAGCUGGAGGCCGUGCUGCAGGCCAAGACCAAGCUGGAGGACAAAAACCGCGAUUUGGAGGAGGAACUGAAAAAAGUACGGGUCGAGAUGGAUGAGGUGCUACAUAAAACAAAAGAAGAAGAAGAUAGCGACGUACCCACGGCCCAAAGGAAACGCUUCACACGAGUGGAAAUGGCUCGAGUGUUGAUGGAAAGGAACCAGUACAAAGAGAGACUGAUGGAACUACAGGAAGCCGUGCGGUGGACAGAGAUGAUCCGGGCCUCAAGAGAGAAUCCAGCUCUAACAGAGAAAAAGAAAUCCAGCAUCUGGCAGUUCUUCAGCAGACUCUUUAGCUCCUCCUCCAGCACCCCUGCCAUCAAGAAGAUGGACUCUCAGUCCAACGUGAAAUACAACACACCGGGCAGCCUGGUGAAACGAAGCAGCACAUUCUCUCAGUUCCCAACGGAGAAGUCCAAAACCUUUGACUUCCUCAAUGAAGACAAAGACCAGUGCAGUUCACCAUCUCGCAAGGAGCAGAAGCGAGCCCAGUACAGACAGGUCAAAGCUCACAUGCAGAAGGACGAUGGAAGAGUCACCGCGCACGGAUGGAGUCUGCCCAGCAAGUACAAGGGGACAAACGGCGGGCAAACGGAGAACAAAAUGAACCUACCCGUGCCCGUAUAUUUGAGACCUUUGGAACAGAAAGAUGCUUCCAUGAAGCUGUGGUGUGCUGCCGGGGUCAACCUUUCCGGGGGCAGGACGUCACCCCCGUUUGAGCUCCCAAAGCAGAUGAAGGGAUCUCAGAGUAGCCUGGACCAUUUGGAGCAAGAAAACAAGAAUCAAGACAAGGAGGAGCUGAUUGUUCAGGAUGAAAUGUCUAGCCGGGUGUGGGUGUGCACCAGCACCCACUCCUCCACCAAGGUGUUAGUGGUGGAUGCUGCUCAGCCGUCAGACCUGAUUGACAGCUUCUACGCUUGCAACACCCACAUCGUCUGCAUCGCCAGCGUGCCAGGUGUGUCGGAGUCAGAUUACCCGGCAGGCGAAGAAGUACCUCAAGACGCGGACGCAAUCCAGGGUGAUGUGGUGUCCCUGGCCGGUAGCGUGGCCAGCGUGGGGUCAACGGGCAGCGACAGCACCUUGGCGGCUGAGGGGACCACCGCCAUACCUCAGACGGCCAGCGUAGGAAUCCUUGACCAGCCGGCGGAGCACAGCGCCAUCUCCAGUUCAGCUGAGCUGUCAAGGCAGACCAGCCCAGCUGAGGUUCCCACUGCGGAAGAAGCAACGGAAGCAACAGAGGCGAAUGCCGGCGUAAGUGACGAGGGAGACGAGGACCAGGAGGUGGAUCAAACCCAGCCCGGAAUCUACACAGAGCAUGUUUUCACUGACCCAUUGGGGGUAGGACCCACUGGGGCAUCUCCUGCCAACAACCAAAGUGACUCUGCGGCAUCCCUGCCAGACGACUCGGACCCUUCAGUUCUGGAGGUCAAGAGGAUGAGCAGUGCCCUCCCCACCAUGUGGCUGGGAGCCCAGAAUGGAUGUCUGUAUGUGCAUUCGUCGGUGGCGCGGUGGAGGAAGUGUCUUCAUGCCAUCAAGCUUAAAGACUCCAUCCUCGGCAUAGUACACGUGAAAGGCAGAGUCCUGGUCGCGCUGGCCGAUGGGACUUUGGCAAUUUUCCACAGAGGUGUUGAGGGGCAGUGGGACCUUACAAAUUACCACCUGCUCGACUUGGGACGGCCCCACCACUCCAUCCGCUGCAUGAGCGUGGUCCACGACAAGGUGUGGUGCGGCUACAGGAACAAGAUCUACGUCAUCCAGCCCAAAGCCAUGAGGAUAGAGAAGUCGUUCGACGCACACCCACGCAAGGAGAGCCAGGUCCGCCAGCUGGCCUGGGUUGGAGACGGUAUCUGGGUGUCCAUCAGACUGGAUUCAACGCUUAGAUUGUUUCACGCUCACACCUACCAGCACCUCCAGGAUGUGGACAUUGAGCCUUACGUCAGCAAGAUGCUCGGUACGGGGAAGCUUGGCUUCUCUUUUGUGAGAAUCACCGCUCUUGUGGUGUCCUGCAGUCGACUCUGGGUGGGGACCGGAAAUGGCGUCAUCAUUUCUAUUCCGUUGUCUGAAGCCAACAAGACGUCAGGAAAUGCACCAAAUAGGCCCGGCGGCGCCGUGCGGGUUUACAGCGACGACGGAGCAGACGGCGUCCUGCCGGCGAGCUUUGUGCCGUACUGCUCCAUGGCCCACGCCCAGCUCUGUUUCCACGGUCAUCGAGAUGCUGUCAAGUUUUUUGUCACCGUGCCAGGUCAGGCAAUGCCGCCUCCAGGGACGGCCGAUUCAGGCUCUGAUGACCCCGCGUCGGAAUCCUCGGACACGGGCUCCUCGGAGCCCAAAACGUACCUGGUGAUGAGUGGAGGGGAGGGCUACAUUGACUUCAGAAUGGGUGACGAAAGCGGAGAGCUGGACGCCGUGUCCGAACCGACGUCCGGCCAGCAGUCGCCGCCAACCAAGGCCGAGCGGAGCCAUCUUAUCGUGUGGCAGGUGGCCACCUCAGUCGAUUGAAGCAUUGCCGGCACGCGGACCGCCAUUUUAGCCCUACCACCACCAUCCCUGGCCCGCAUGCGUGACUUUGUUUUUUUUUAAAUAUUCCUUUAUUCAUUCACUACUUUGUAAAAAAAAAAAAACAUUAUUUUAUAAUUAGCAUUUUUGUACAGUAUAUAUGUUUGCGUCCAAGGAGUUGGAGACACGAGGCUGAGUAGGACAUUUUAAAGACGCCAUUUCAGGCUGGAGGACACUUGAGGCAUUCCUGCAGACGUGGAACAACAAAAAGGGAGACGCAAGUCGUUGACUUUAUCUAAGGUAUUAUUUCAUAUUAUACAUAGGACUUUAACGUUUCCAUAACAUGGUGUCACAGCUCAGGUGUGUGUGUGUGUGUGUGUGUGUGUAUGUUGUCACAUUUCCACCAAGUAGUACAUCUCAGGUCAUUGCAAGAUGUGUUGUGACAAUUGGGUACCGUAAUACCAUUUGGGCAUCCUCUACGACUUUUUAACCAAACUGUACUGCUUGUUUUUUACCAUUCAGGCAGACGUUUGGCCACCCCUGACAAGGUCCAUCAUUUUCAUAAAUAAAUCAGUGGAUGUUUAGGUAUAUUUCAUUUUCAUAUUUCACAGAAAUUAUGGACACAGUAAUAAUUCCCAAAUGGUUUAUUGAAGCGGUUCCCAAACUUUACAAACUCGGGACCCAGUUGAAAAUCGAAAAAAAUGUAAUAAUAAUAAUUAUUAUUAAUAAUACUAUUCAUUCAUUCAUUCAUUCAUUCAUUCAUUUUCUACUGCUUUUCCUCACAAG